AUGGGUAUACCCGGCAUACUCAAAGAAAUCGGCAAGGGAGAACGUGUAGCGCUUGCCAAGCUCGCCGUAGAACACUUCGAAAGAUCACGUCGUCCAUAUCGAAUCGCCAUAGAUGCAGCGAUAUGGAAUUUUCAAAAUCAAGCAGGUCAAGGUGGGAAGAACCCGGCCUUGAGGACUUUGUUUUAUCGGCUCUUAAAGCUGCUCGCUCUACCCAUCCAGCCAGUCUUUGUUUUUGAUGGCAAAAACAAGCCUCUUACCAAGAGAGGUAAGACAGUUUCGAGGUACGGGACGUGUAUCUCAAAUGAGAUGUCGAAGAAACUCAUCGAUGCCUUCCGCUUUCCUUGCCAUACAGCACCGGGUGAGGCGGAAGCAGAGUGUGCCAUGCUUCAAAGCUCUGGACUUGUUGAUGCUGUAAUGAGUCAAGAUGUUGAUGCUAUCAUGUUUGGUUCGACUGUGACACUCAGAGAUUGGUCGAAAGAGUCUAAACAUAACAAGACAGCAACUCAUGUCAGUAUCCUCGAUCAAAAUCGAGUCAAAGAUAUAUCUGGACUGGAUCCGGACGGGAUGAUUCUGGUUGCAUUACUCAGUGGAGGCGACUACGAUGAAUCCGGAAUUGCUGGUUUCGGUGUUGGUCUUGCAUGUGAAGCUGCGCGAGCAGGUUUCGGUGAGGAUUUGCUAAAUCUUUGCCGGGCUGGUGAUGAAGCUGGACUUGUUGAGUGGCGAGAACGACUUCAGUAUGAACUUGAAAGCAACGAGAGUGGUCACUUCAGAUCCAGGCACAAGACUGUCAAGAUCCCUGAAACAUUUCCAGAGAAACAAAUACUGAGCUAUUAUAUGAGUCCAGCAGUGAGCCCCCAGAACCAAUUGCCGGCUUUGGAGAGUAAGUGGCGAACAGUUUGGGAAAGCAAAAUUGAUGUGAAUGCUCUGAGGCAGUACGUGGCUGACACUUUUGACUGGUGCUACAAGCCCGGGGCAUGGAAAUUUGUGAGGGUUAUGGCUCCUGCGCUUUUGGCGAAUGAUUUGAUCUGUGGCUCGACCAGCGCCAUCACAUCGGCAAACCAGAUCACUGAACGGCGGCGGCAUUUCACAAGUGAUGGGAUCCUAGAGCUCAGAAUAACUGUGGUUCCAACCGACAUCGUUGCACUAGACCUGGAAGCCGAAGAAGACAGUCUGGAAUAUCUGGCAAGCGUCGUUGACGGAGAAGAUGGAGAGCUCGGUGUAGAUGCUACGGAGGGGGCUCCAGAAGGUAGUGUGCCCCCAAGUCCUUCAAAAUCUCGCAAAACCCCGACCUGGAAACCGUACAGCGCAGAAAAAAUGUGGGUAGCAGAAAUCAUUGUGAUGAAUGGUGCACGAUCCCAUGUCGAAGAAUGGGACAAGAUCCAGCAGGAUAUUGUGAAUGCAAGGUUGAAGAGACCAACGACUCGUGCGAAUCGGACACAGCAGCGUCCAGCCAAAGACACGUUGGUUGGUGGCAUGCGCACAGGAGCCAUACUAAGCUAUACCAUCUCGUCAACCCAUUCCCACAAAGAGAGCCGCCAACUCGCAGAGAUUUCCAUGAACAUCUCGGGUGACACCAAAAGUACAGUCAAAGGACCAUCCAAGUUGGCAACACCCACGAAACAAAGGACCCGACGGCAUGUCCUUGACACUUCUCCUAGCAUGCAAAACUAUUUCAAAAGUGUCAAGAAUGUCUCGCCGAAUCAGAGUGUACAAGAAGAGUCAGACCCUGUCGAAAAGCUCUCCCAGGAGUUUGAGGAAGUACUCGGGUUUAGUGACAGUCUUGUAGGCGAAAAACACUCCCGACCCUCGACUUCGAAUUCUUCAGAGAUUGCACAAAAGAUCGCAACUAAGCCAACUAAAAAGCUUCGAAAAGAAAGAGGUAACGCUACUAGAACAACAUCACCUCGUCCCACUAUCUUAACACAGAUAUCGCCAGCAAAGCCCUCGACCAGGGCCGGCGCGGUAUUCGGUGGACAAGACGCAGAGAGUGCAAUUGUGAUUGCCUCAUCACCAGCCGAUGCAGAAGCAACAAUGGUUGAAGCGCGUGGCAUGGAAGACAACCUAACCCAUGAUGAGAUCACUAACCACAUCACCCCAAGAACAGGUGAUCGGAAAAAGCGGGUGCUCAAGACAUCGAAAUCCACAAGCACGGCGAACGGGAGCCCAGUGCGUGUUCGACGACCUAUUGAAGAGUUUUUCGCCCCGUACAUAGCCGCGGCGCAGCGAGAAAAGGCUGCUCGAGCACAGGCUGUCCACGUGGAAGACGAUUCAACUCUUGGCCACUCCUUGGGCCCUACAGAACGAGGGACCGGUUUGUCAACAGCCCUUUCGCCCACGCAUAUCAACGUAACAUCACGUUCAAGCCUCCCAGGGACCUGGAGGGAAGUCCCACACGACCCUGGUGCAGCGUCCCAGAAUCUAGCGAUGGCUGGCACGUCCGCAUCGCGUUUGAGCAUAAUUGAUUUGACCGAAAUUUGA
Messenger RNA from Exophiala bonariae, 2478 nucleotides. RefSeq lists its product as uncharacterized. Bases 1 to 2478 code for a protein of 825 amino acids. The transcript has 2 exons. Gene Ontology annotation, molecular function: 5'-flap endonuclease activity; crossover junction DNA endonuclease activity. Lineage: Eukaryota; Fungi; Ascomycota; Eurotiomycetes; Chaetothyriales; Herpotrichiellaceae. The record is from RefSeq and is a predicted model, not a curated record.